Molecule: messenger RNA, 513 nt
Organism: Nelumbo nucifera (sacred lotus)
Lineage: Eukaryota; Viridiplantae; Streptophyta; Magnoliopsida; Proteales; Nelumbonaceae
Source: RefSeq, a predicted model, not a curated record
AUGGCAGAAAAGCCCUUAAAACGCCUCAGAGAAGGUACGCAAAUAGAAGACGAAGAAGAGACGAAACGUCGUCGGUCCUACAAUCACAUCCUCUCUCUACUUGAAGCAGAUCAUGAAGAGGAAGUCAACCAGGAUCUCUCUUCUUUAAUGGCAACACUCCAAGAAGAGAUAUCCUACGGGACUACCUCCCACCCUCCCCCUCCCGCCAAACAAAUUCCCUCUGAGGCUGAAACCAACAACCCCACUACUGCCGCGUCGUCUGCGGCUAGUGUUAAGGAUGAUGAAGAUGAGCAAGAGAAGGGAGCAGUUAUAAAGGACCUUUUUGAAGCAUCAGAUGAUGAACUAGGGAUUCCUCACAAAGAUAUCAGAGUAGGCGAAGAGGAAUAUGAAGGUAUCGACCCUGAAACUGGAACCGGUGCUGGGUUGUCUUGCUGGUACGAUGAUAGGUUCUGGGAGUUGGAUGAUGUGGCUGCCAAUUACUAUUCUUUUGUGCAGUCGGAGCUCUUCAUGUAA